AAUUUAUUUGCCUAAGUCUUUUCAAAUGUCCCAAAUAUUAACACAAUAACCUUCAUGAUUCAGAAUACUAUUUAGGAAAAAAUAAUACGUAAUAGUUAGUUUAAUUAAUCCCAUGAGCCUCUGAACAAACUACUAUUGUUUAAAAAAGUAUAAAACUUUCAACCAAAAAAGCAAGCAACUCAAAAAUAACUAUUCUUUCAAAUUGUUAGUUAAUACCAAGAUGAUCAAGUUUGUGAUUUUAGCUGUGUGUGGGUUGAUGUGCCUUACUCAGGCAACACCAGCAAAAUUGUCCAAAGAGUUUGGCACUGCUCAAGAAAUCGAAAGGCAACAAGCCUUGAAAGAACUCCAAAACUUUGACUUUGUUGGUGCCUUUGUAAAACUGGUGCUGAAAUCUCCUGAACAAGCUGCAGCCAAUGUAAAUGAACUUUUGACUAAGAACAACAACGCCUUGGCUGAAGAAGUUUUGGACGCUUUCAAUGCUGGUUUAAACGCAAGGAUCUUUGUCAUCAAUGGAGAUUACAUUGAAAUUGACAGAGCCGCCUUUGGAAGAAUGAUUUUUGAAAAUACUCGUGGUUUUGCUCAAGUAUUUUAUCCUAGUCUCCAACAACGUUCAGCUCAUAGUGUGUAUGAAAGAAAAGUUCAAGAGUAUGUUGAUGUAAUUGAAGUUAAACAACCUUUGGAACAGUUUAAUGCAAUUUUAACAACAGAAAGACAAAUUGGUGUUAAGGCAGUCACACUGAGUAGUAUUUUAAAUUCUAUCAUUUCUUCUAUUUCCUCAGUUGUUUCUAAUAUUCUCAGCACGGUGGCUUCCUUAAUUGUAAACCUUUUGACAGCAAUUGUAAGUCUUAUAAAUAACGUUUUAGCUUGGCUACAAACUAGAAUUUCAUUGCUGUUCACCCUGUUGAACCCAAUUGGAAAAUUAAUCAAUAAUAUCCUUCAACAAAUUAUUAAUUUGCUUUCAAAUCUUAUUACUACUGCAACUUCAAGGAAACGCCGUGACGUUUCUGAGGUAAUUGAUUUCAAAGCCACUGGAAUUGUUAGCACAGUUGGAACAUUGUUGAACAAUAUUGCGGAAGCUUUGGUUUCGAUUAUAAAAGAACUAGGAGGUGAUAUAAUUAGUGUGGUUAAGACUGUAGUAAACUCAUUAUUCAGUACUAUUACGAGUGUGGGAACUGCCCUUAAUACCCUUUUGAAUUUUGGUAAUAGUACUAGUUGAAUAUGUAAUAAAAUCUAAUGUUGUAAUUUGAAGAAAUGUCAUCAAAUAAAAUAUAUAGGUAGUUGAUUAAAUCCUACUUAGUUGUUUUAUUUGUUUUAGCUCUGACGAUAUGAAAAUUUUGAUUAUAGUGUAUUAAAACAUUAUGUCAAAAAUUUACCAAUUCAAUCAUCAGAGAGAAAGUUUCUGGCUGAUUGACAGUCUCUUUCUCUCACUAAUCUAGUUUUCGCACUUAUAUUCGUUUCGAUUUUCUAAAUGGAAUUUUAGAAAAGUUUUUAGAACAUAUAGUUGGUAGUCAGGACUAGGAGUCGAACAUAGUCAGUAAAAAGAGUUUUUGUAGUUGAAUAGCUGAAUUUAGUCGAGAAAGUUUUAAAUAUUAACGUACUAAAAAAGUACCGUCAUUAUAUUGUCAACAAGCAAAACUCCUCUGGCCUCAGGACUCCACCCAGUGCAAUUAUCUCUUUUGGGAAAACCCCUCUAGGUGUUUUCAGUCGUCGUGUCGUCCAGUGCAAUUACCUCUUUUGGGAAAGCCCCUCUGGUCCUGGACGACCCUUCACUUUAUAACGAAUCGCACCUAACCUAGGUUUGUGUUUUUCAGAUAGCUCCCCUGUCCCCUAUCAGGCAAUCUAAUCGAUCUUUCAAAAUAAAAAUUCAAUAUGGCGUGGCGGCCAAGCAAGUUUAUUUUGAAUAUGUGUUUUUAUGCGUAUUUUAAUUAUUUUGCUUCGAGUUUUGCUUGCAACUUUGACUUCGAUUAUUUAAUAAAAUAUUUGUUGAAUAGGUAUGUAAACUCUUUAACACGAUUUUAUCUCAGGAACUAUAAGUCCAAAUGAGUUGAAAUUUUCAGGGAUUGACAUCCUUUACUGGAAUAAGAAUCGCUGAAAAUUUCAGCUUUCUAUCUAUAAUAGAAAAAAAGUUAUGAUCUUUCAAAGUUUUCCAAAAUCUAAAUCAUAAAGUAGCUAUCUUCUUACUAAAACGAUGAAAUUUCAAUUUUUUUUUGUUGAGAUUUUGUGUCCUAAUGGUCAUUUGAUAUCCCCCGAACUCUAUACACUAAGUUAUUUCCAGAUUUGAACCCGAAAUCUAUGAAAAAAGGCACUCAGAAAAAUUGAAAAAUUGAUAAAUCACCCCAAAUUGCUUAACACGAUUUUAUCUCAGGAACUAUAAGUCCAAAUGAGUUGAAAUUUUCAGGGAUUGAAAUCCUCUACUGAAAUAAGAAUCGCUGAAAAUUUCAGCUUUCUAUCUAUAAUAGAAAAAAAGUUAUGACCUUUCAAAGUUAUCCAAAAUCUAAAUCAUAAGGCCUUCUUACUAAAAUGAUGAAAUUUCAAAUUUUCUUGAGAUUUUGUGUCCUAAUGGUCAUUUGAUGUCCCCCGAACUCUAUACACUAAAUUAUUCCCAGAUUUGAAGCCGAAAUCUACGAAAAAAGGCACUCAGAAAAAUUGAAAAAUUGAUAAAUCACCCCAAAUUGCUC
Ceutorhynchus assimilis (cabbage seed weevil) is the source of this 2678-nucleotide messenger RNA. Lineage: Eukaryota; Metazoa; Arthropoda; Insecta; Coleoptera; Curculionidae. The record is from the annotation of a GenBank genome assembly.